Molecule: messenger RNA, 1551 nt
Organism: Colletotrichum spaethianum
Lineage: Eukaryota; Fungi; Ascomycota; Sordariomycetes; Glomerellales; Glomerellaceae
Exons: 2
Coding region: 1-1551 (516 amino acids)
Source: RefSeq, a predicted model, not a curated record
AUGCUGAUGGCACUGAAAGGCCGCAGACUCGCACUGCUGGCCGCCUUCGUUCUUGUUUCCGGUCUUCUGAUCUUCUCGCAAUCCCUUUACCCGGAGAAGCUGAGCUGGUCCGACAUAUCAGCUUCGCUUCCCACCGGAAGCAAGUCCUCCGUGCCAUCUACCAAGGGCAGCAAACCCGGCUCCGAGGGCGUCGGCCGCUUCCACUUUCUCAUCGCCGCCAGUGCCCCAAACUUGCAGUUCUGCCGCGCCCUCGUUUCGUCGACCGUCAACCGCUUUGGUGCGCCCGUCAUUGCCGGAUGGAACGGCACCGGAGACAACGACGCAGCUAUCUCCCACUUGGCCAAGAUCCGCGUCGUUGCCAAGUACCUUGAGGAGCUGCCCGAAUCGAGCGACGAUGACCUGUUCCUUAUGAUCGACGGCUAUGACGUCCUCCUCCAGUUCGGCCCCGACGUUUUGAUCGACCGUUACUUCAAGGCUGCCGAACAAGAGGACGAGCGCAUCAUCCAACAACUCGGACCACAAAAGGCUGAGACCCUCGCCGGUCCCCUCGGCCGACACAUCUUCUUCGGCGCCGACAAGGUCUGCUGGCCUGUGGACUGGCGACGCCCAGCAUGCUGGGCUGUGCCUCCCGUCCCCAAGAUGGACGGCCGAGAGUUCGGGCCUUAUACUAACACGGAGGACAUGGCCUUCAACCAUCCGAGAUGGCUCAACAGCGGUACCAUUAUGGGCCCGAUCAAGGAGGUCCGCGACAUGUUCCGGGCCACCCUCGACCUCAUCAACGAAGUCUACGAUCCCGAGUACGAGUUUAGAGAAAGCGACCAGUUCUAUAUGAGCGACGUCUGGGGUCUGCAGGAGCUUGAACGGAUCGAGAUGCAAAAGGACGAAAACCCCGACGCCGUUGUCAUGCAACCUCCGGAGGACGGCUGGGUCCCCAGCCUGGAACCCGCUUACAGCUACAACUUCCACAUCGCCAUGGACUACUGGAGUCUGAUGUUCCAGACAUGGGCUGGCUACACGGAGUGGGUGGACUGGCGCAAGUUCGUCGGGCCCCUGUACUCGGUCGAGAUUACGCAAAACCACCGCAACAACUCCGACUUUGUCCCUUGGAACCUGCAAAUGCAGGCGGACGGCAUGAAGUCAUUGAAGCGCAUCUUCAACACGACGUCAGAUGAGACUAUGGGCGCGACGGUGAACGAGCUGAUCCGCAAGUCCGAGUUUGGAGCCAACAUUAUCACCAAGCAGACGUUCCCCCUGCUGCACGUUACCGGAGAGAAGGGAGCCUUGGAUGCCUUCUGGCCUCGCAUGUGGUUCUUCCCUUACGGACGAUCGCUGAUCCGCUCUGCCAUCAAAUGGUUUCAAGCCGAGCAGCACUAUGCGCCCGAACCGAUCAACAACCGAGUGUGGUACCCCGCGCACUCAUAUCCCAAGGACAUCAGGGAGAGCGACGCCGGUGCCUGGUCAGACGCUAGCAACGACAAUGCAACCGUUUACUGGUUGGGCUUCGACGAGCUCUGCGCAGAGCAUCACGGCAUCCUAUUUGGGGAAGAGUAA